Messenger RNA from Argiope bruennichi, 2486 nucleotides. RefSeq lists its product as uncharacterized. The transcript is spliced from 2 exons. NCBI's taxonomy places the organism in Eukaryota, Metazoa, Arthropoda, Arachnida, Araneae, Araneidae. The record is from RefSeq and is a predicted model, not a curated record. The coding region runs from base 248 to 1231 and encodes 327 amino acids.
UUAUUAGCCGCUCGAUUUUUUUUCUUUGUGAUCAUAGGUUUCGCAUUCGAAUUCGCUUCUAAAUGUAGAAGUAGAAGAGAAUUUAAGGUUUAUUUAUGUUAUCGCGCUGUAUCAGCUUUUUUUGUUUUUGUUUUUAAUCAAAUGAUAAAACAGAAGUAUGUUGUUAUCGCAUGUUCGUGUGUGAAUGAUAAAUGAGACAUAUCAUUUGGAAUUGUGCGUGUUUAUGGAAUUGUUUUUCCAUUAAUAAAUGGCCAGCUUAGAAGAAUCGCUUAUAGCAAGCGCAAUCGAAGCCAUGAAUAUUGAGGAUUAUUGGCCAACUUUUGAUAGCACUGAAGAUUUAGACGACGAUGAUGAUAGUGAAUAUUCUAUAAUACUUUAUUUUUAUGAAGAACUUCUCAGUCAUUUAAUUCAACGUCACAAGGUUCAAGAUGGUGAUUUGCAACAGGCAAUUAAGCACCUUGUUUAUAAUUAUGGUCAUGUUGCAAAUGGAAAAACACCUAUGGAACUGGACUACAAUUAUUUAAGUAACUGUUUAGGGUAUUUACAUAGAUACGCAGCAUGUCAUACUGCAUUAGUUCUUAGUAUUAUGAUUAGAAUAUUUCACAAGUGUCCACCACCUGCUGUUAGAAGAAUAUUAGCGUUGAAAAAUCAGUUGAACGUUGUGUGUAUAGGUGGCGGUCCUAGUAAUGACUUGGUUGGUUUCUUAAGUGCUAUAUAUGGCAAACAUUUUGGUCUGUUGGAUUUGGAUAUUACAGUUGUUGAUAAAAUGUCCGGCUGGGAACUUAUUUUUCAAGAAACUAUUCGAAGACUGAGACUUGGAGAAUGUGGUAAUGUCAGCAAAAUAUUUAAAGACAUAAAUGUAAAAACCUCUUUUUUGCAAGGAGAUUUUAAAUUUCCAUCAACAUGGAAUAACGAAUUGAAGGUGAAGCUGGCUAAUGCAGAUAUAAUGCUUCUAACUAAAGUUCUGUCUGUGGUUCCUGAUGCAGAUAAAUUGGUCAUUUUAAAGAAUAUUGUCCUCUCUAUGAAGCCAGGAGCCCUUCUCAUAUUCAUUGAUUGUCCCUACCCUUCUGCUCAAUUUCAAGCUCUUCAGAAAUAUCUCGACAUUAUCUAUGAAGCAUCUAAAGAAAAAUUCCAGUUCGAUUUUGAAGUUCAAAGAUUUGGUUUUCCUAACAUCACUUCGAGCAGAGCUGUUGUUAGAGUAUGUGCAAAAAAAUUUAUUUUAGGUGAAUAAUAAAAAAAAAUGGAAUCGUCACAAAUGGUUACAAUAUUUUCCCCUCGGAAUUGGAGACCUGUGUUCCCUUCCCUUCUUUCGAUUUCUGAGUAUUUAACAAAAUAUUGCAUGAUUUAUGCCUCACAGUUAAAUAUGAAAAAUUGAGUACUUAUUUUAGACGUCUUCGUUUUGGCGGAUUGAAGCAAAAAUUUGAUUUAUGUGUAUACGUUUUUUGACAAGACUACAUAUCAAAUUUCAUGUAUCAAGUUUUUUAUGUUAUAAAGUGAAUUUUUCAUGUACACGAUAUACUUAUAUCUAUAUAUAGGUAUGUCUGUGUGUGUGUAAACAUAGUUUAGCAGAUGCGUGGCCGAGAAGGAGAAACUUUUAAAACUUUGAUUUAUUCCAUCCUGGGAGGCAUAAUUUGUACAAAGAAACGAUCAUAAAGGAUGCGUCAGUCUACAUAGCAACACAAAAGCAGAAGAGCAAAAGAGAGCGUGAUUUUUUGUUUAAUGGUUUUUAAAAUGAUAUUUUGAUAGGAAUUACUUUGACACAUAUCGAUUUAGGUUAGGGAAAUUUAGGUAUAUAAAAGCAUUCUGACAACAUUAAACAUUUGUAUCUUUGACUCGGAGAGUGAGAAUCUGCUGAUUUCAACAAUUUUACAGAGCACGUGUAUAAUUAAUUAAAUAAAAAGUAGGAAUUGGAUCAAUAACUAAGAGAACAUUUUAGAAUGAAAUUAAUAUGAACUAUAUUAAUUUGGAAAUGAAUAUAUCAUUGUGAUGAUAAUAUUAUGCACCAUAUUAUUCAUCUGCUUACGCUUUUGUGUUUAUUUUCACUCAGGCAGAUCGAUUUUGUGCGUUCGGAUUUUGUUCAAAAUUUGACAGAAAUCUGCAAAUUUGAUCCAUAUUACAAAGUAGAUUUCAUCUUUUGGUUCAUUAAGGUUUCUGAAUUGUUUUGCUCACAUAUAGGCAGCAGACAUUACUCCAAAAAUUUGUUUUUCUAACUCGGGAAAAUGCACAAGGCGAAGAUUUAUCAAAAUUGCGAGAUCGAAUUUUCCCCCUGAGUCUUUGCUCUUCCUGUAUAAUUGGCACAAAGAUAAAAUUAUUAUAUUUUUAAAAGAAAUUGUUUUUCUACUUUAAACAACAAUAGAAUAAAUACAUAAAUAAAAGAGUUUAUUUUUCUCAGUAUCAUUUGUCUUCUCAUUGUAAAAGCAAACUGUUAAUGUGAUUAUUAUUUUUCAUACCUUAUUCAUUUGUAAAAUUCACAAUUAUAAAUGGAA